Trichoderma gamsii is the source of this 1626-nucleotide messenger RNA. Its product is annotated as nucleolar protein 12. Lineage: Eukaryota; Fungi; Ascomycota; Sordariomycetes; Hypocreales; Hypocreaceae. Bases 1 to 1626 code for a protein of 541 amino acids. Gene Ontology annotation, molecular function: RNA binding. The record is from RefSeq and is a predicted model, not a curated record. The transcript has 4 exons.
AUGGCGAAAUCAAAAAAUGCGUUGGCCGCUGCCUCAAAGGCCAUUGACCCCACGCUCAGUGCACUAUUCGCAUCCAGCGCUGGACCAGUGAAGGUGCCCUCACAGCCUCGAGUUGGAGCACCGCCCAAGCCGAAAAGCUCAAGCGCCGAGAAAACAAACGAAGAGGAUGCCAAUGACAGUGGCGACGACGAAGUGCUCUCUGAAAUCAGCGAAGAACUCGAUUAUGACGAUGAAGAGGAAGCAGACGACGAUGUUGCUGAGGAAAAGGAUGACGAAGACGAUGAUGCCAAAGACGAGGAUUCCAUGUCGGUGGAUGCGGCAGAGCAGGCCAACGACAACAUUCAGGACGGCAAGACGAAGCGGGAGAGAAAGCGCAAGAGAAAGCAAGACAACGACGACCUAGAAGAGAAAUAUCUGGCUAAACUUGCCGAUGAUGAUGAAUCAGAGCCAUCUGGCAAGCGCCAGAAAGGAGAGGGCGAAGAUGUCAAGGAGAGAGCCAGCGAAGAAGAUGAAGUUCCCGUGCACGAAUCUCUCACACAAGAGAGCAAGCAAUCCGAAGUGGAAAAGGCCGCUCGAACCGUCUUUCUGGGCAAUGUCGCCACGGAAGCCAUCUCAUCCAAGUCGGCAAAGAAGGAACUCAUGAAGCAUCUUGCUUCUGUCCUGGACAAGGAUGCAUCACCGCCACAAAAGAUUGAGUCUCUGCGUUUCCGCUCUGUAGCCUUUUCAACUGGUUCCAUGCCCAAGCGCGCAGCCUAUAUCACAAAGGCCCUGAUGGACGCCACCACAAAAUCCACAAAUGCGUACGCAGUGUUUUCAGAUCCUGCGGCUGCUCGGAAAGUGGUCACCGAGCUCAACGGCACUGAAGUCCUGGGCCGCCACAUCAGAGUAGAUAGCGUCGCACAUCCUAGCCCGAUGAACCAUCGCAGCUGCGUCUUCGUCGGAAACCUUGGCUUCGUUGACGACGAGACCGUCUUGAACACGAAAGCCGACGGAGAGACAGUCGAGAAGAAGCGCAACAAGGUGCCUUCGGACAUUGAAGAAGGCCUGUGGCGCACCUUUGGUACCAAAGGAAAAGUCGAGAAUGUCCGUGUUAUACGGGACUCAAAGACCAGAGUAGGCAAGGGUUUCGCCUACGUGCAGUUCUAUGAUGCCAAUGAUGUUGAGGCUGCUCUUUUGCUUGACAAGAAAAAAUUUCCCCCAAUGCUUCCUCGAGCCCUCCGUGUAACAAGAGCAAAGGACCCGCGCAAGACGGCUCUGGCUGCAGAGCGGGCCAGGUCCAAGGCAGACAACGCCGACGGCGCUAGCCGCAGCACAAAAUACAAGCCCAAGGCAACGCCAGAAGAACAGGCCGCCGCUGGGCGAACUCGUAAGCUGCUGGGCCGGUCUGCGGCUGCAAAACAGCGAUUUGGCGGCAAGAAGAGGUCAUUCUCAUCUGCUGCAAAGGACGUUGGGGCUGGUGGUGAAAUCAAGACUCCGGAGCGUAUAAUUUUUGAGGGGCGGAGAGCCUCUCAGAAGGAUGGUCUACCAAAGGACCUCAAGUUGGGUAAGAAAAAUAAAAAGGGCAAGUCAGCACGGCCCCAGCACCGAGGCGCCAGAAGGGCCGCGGCGUGGCAGCAGAAGAAAUGA